CUUUUUAAUAUAUUUGUUAAAGAUGUCCAAGACAUCAUUCGCCAUUCGAGCCUCUUGCAGUUCGCUGAUGACCUCAAGAUCUAUAAAAAUAUUUCGUCAUUAAAUGAUUGUGCUCUACUGCAGGAAGAUAUCAACGCCAUCUGUCUAUGGUGUAAAGAUAACGGGCUUGAUCUUAACAUUGGAAAAAGAAAUGUAAUAUCUUUCACGCGUAAGACUAAUCCAACUCACUUUCUCUACUACUUAGAAAAUUCGUCGAUUACUCGAGUUACGAUUGUGAAAGAUCUGGGAGUGAUGCUAGACUCCAAACUCAACUUUAACUCGCACGCGACAUACGUUGUGAGCUCUUGUUUUCGUCUUCUCGGUUCAAUUUCAAGAUUUAGUAAGUGUUUUUCAAGUGUUUACCUUUUUUACGUACUUUACCCAAUCAUAGUUCUUCCAAAACAUGACUUCUGCACUGUGAUUUGGAACAGCCUUAGUGCUACAGCUUCCAAUAAUGUGGAACGCGUACAGAAAAGAUUUGCCAGAACUUAUCAUUUGAGAUCCCCAUCACGCGAUCUAUAUGAUUACAACGAAGUGCUUAGACAAUUGCAAAUCACUAACCUUGCAUCAAGACGAUGCUCGCGCGACCUUUUAUUCUUGUUUAAAUGCAUAGAUUCUAAUCACGAUAUUAGCUCUCUGGUCACAUCUAUUAACUAUCAUAUACCCGAUAGAAAUGUUCGUUCUAGUCGCACUUUCCAUGUCAAUUACAGCGAUUUCACGUCACCCUCGGGCCGACUGCAAAACUACUUCAAUCAUCUGGAAUCAGAUGGCAUUGACAUUUUUAACCCUAACCAACAUCAUUUUAGGAAGUGCUUGCUUCAUGUACUGAAAUAA
Molecule: messenger RNA, 873 nt
Organism: Ixodes scapularis (black-legged tick)
Lineage: Eukaryota; Metazoa; Arthropoda; Arachnida; Ixodida; Ixodidae
Exons: 1
Source: RefSeq, a predicted model, not a curated record